Molecule: messenger RNA, 2282 nt
Organism: Ricinus communis (castor bean)
Lineage: Eukaryota; Viridiplantae; Streptophyta; Magnoliopsida; Malpighiales; Euphorbiaceae
Exons: 2
Coding region: 666-1976 (436 amino acids)
Source: RefSeq, a predicted model, not a curated record
UUCAUUGCUAGUCUUCUUUCAGAUAAAGCAAACAGUGAAUCGUUAAUGGGCAAACAGUGUCUACUUCAGAUAUGCAAUAAUUCUUUUUACCUUUUAAUUUUCUGACCCUAUAUCUAAUAUAAUAACAACCUAUCAUGAAAACCUAUUUCUCAAUCAGCUUUAAUGUUAUUCUUAAAACUCAAUAUAAUAAUUUUGCAGUUCUUUCAAACCAACCAACAUUUUCAACUACUUUUUGUACCAUUCAUUGAAAUUUGAAAUUACUCGACGCUUGAGAAACUGCUCUUUCUGUUUUGGGCCAUGCAGGAAAAUAAUGAAAAGAAAAUGGGAAAAGAUGGCUUUUGGGCCAAGUUUAGCUCUCUAAAAUACUGGCAAGGGCUUGACCUAAGGGUUAGGAUUGAGAUGUUGAAUUGGGUUUAAAGUCUUAGCCUUUUAGAUAGAUCCAAUCAAUUUUGGAGCUCCAUUAGACCAGCUUGAUUCAAUAUUCAAGAAAAUCCCAUUAAAAGAUUUAGGACAAAAUUCAAAAAAAGAAAAAAGGAAAAAGAGAAAGAGAGAGAAAUUUGAUAAGAUGGUUUUUCUCUUCUCGGUUCGGUUUGGUUUUGACUAUGGCAGAUUUUAAGAUGUGAGUGAGAGAUUAAUUGAGAAGGUUGAUUGGAUUGUCAAGUGAAAUGGGCAAUUGGAGAAAUCGUCGUAGAUUCUUCUACCAUCAAUAUAGAGAUCCAGCUUCAUCUUACUACAACCAUCAAGAACCCCCUCCUCCUUAUCCUGGAUUUGCUGAAGAUGGUGUGCCUUCAUGGGAGAAGAAGUUCUGUUCUUUGAUUGGAUCAGUACCAUGGCAGAAGAUUGUAAAUGUUAAGAAGUUUAUGUACUGCCAUGAUAUUGUAAUCAACUGGAAUGAUUCUGCUGGUGCAGAUGCAUUUCAAAAUGCGAAAAAACGUUUUUGGGCAGAUAUCAAUCGCCUCCCUUGUCAAAUCUCUCUGCCGGAUCCAGAUAUGUACGUUGAUGACAUAAACUGGCAUCCCGAUAUUGAUCCUGAAUUAGUAAAGGAGUUAGAGCGAGCAUUUUUUGCUCCUGAAGAAGGAGAAAACAAUGACAAUGUAGAGUGUAAAAACAAAAAGGCUAGACACUUUCUCUCUGUUCCUUCAGAAGGUUGGAACAGGAAUCCAGAUGAAGUUAGAAUUCCUUGGGAAUGUGAAGACGAGGGGGGAAGUAAUGUAGCUGUGGAAGAAAAGACACGGGGCUGGAAUCAGUGGCGUAUUAGCACAAAUAGUUCUAGAAAUGUAAAUAAUGGUGAUACCCCAUGGGUCAGUCACUUCACACAAGGAAAUGAAGCUGUGGAGGGCAAAACAUGGGGAAAUUGUGCUGAUAAAUUACAAGGAUGGAGUGGCAGUGUACAUAAUCAGGCGAAGGAUUGGGGCAGCUGCAAUUUAACUAAUGAUGAUAAGCCCUGGGGUCACAGCUAUCUGAAGGGCACAUGGGGAGAGAGUAGUGGUAAAUUAUGGGGAUGGAGCCACAAAGGAAACCAAGUUAAUCAGUCAAAGGAAUGGGAUAGUGGUGGCAAUCCAUGGGAGCACAGCAGUCAGGGUGUUGUCCUUGUGAAGGACAAUGUAUGGGGCAACUCAAAUCAUAUCUCUUGGGGCAAAAAUAAGCAGGUGGGGAAAUUUAGUCAUGGUGAAAACUCUCGGCAGAGCAACCUUGCUCAAGGCAGUCGAGACCAGAAAGAUAGACAGGGGAGAGGUAGUAGGGGGAAUGAGCAUGGUUGGAUACGGUGGCACAAUCCUUAUAGGGAUCUGAAAGACUUAGAAUUAGGACAAAGGAGUGGUGGUCGGCGAACCUGGGAUGAUCGUAUGAGAGAAGGUAGCCAUGAAUAUGUUACUGGUCACAAACAUACAAGAGUUGAAGGGAAUGAUUAUCAUCAAGCAGGUCAUCGCUGGAAUGGUGGUGCAACAAAGAAGAGAGUUAGUUUUGGUUAUGAGUAGCCCCUGUUAAAGAUUAGCCAAUCGUUCUUGGGAAACAGAUCCCUCUUUUUUUUUUUUUUGCAUGGCUCAUCUUCAUGCACUCUAGAGCUCCAAAUGAAGCAAAGCUCAGAUAAAAUUAUAUAUUUCCUUUUUCUGGCUUCUUGUACGAUUCAUACACCUCCCCCAGAACAAAUAAGAAGUAUUCAGAAAGGUUACACGAAGAUUUUGGACUCAUUGUGUUUGUAGUUCUCAAAUAGAAUAUAAUAUUGCCAUUAGAGGUGCAAUUUGUGCGUCCAAAAUAUUAGUACAUGCCCUGGAUUUUUAGUA